AUGGCCCCCGGCUGGCUCGGCCGCCUCUUUCUUCUGCUGCUCUGCCUCUGCGGGGAGGCCGCCGCCGGGAGGGACUUCUACAAGAUCUUGGGGGUGUCGCGCAGCGCCUCGAUCAAGGACAUCAAAAAGGCCUACCGGAAACUGGCGCUGCAGCUGCAUCCUGACAGGAACCCCGACGACCCUCGAGCGCAGGAGAAGUUCCAGGACUUAGGGGCUGCCUACGAGGUCCUGUCAGAUGAGGAGAAAAGGAAGCAGUAUGAUGCCUAUGGUGAGGAGGGACUGAAGGAUGGCCACCAGAGCUCCCAUGGAGACAUCUUCUCACACUUCUUUGGGGACUUUGGAUUCAUGUUUGGAGGGAGCCCUCGCCAACAGGACAGGAACAUUCCCCGGGGAAGUGACAUCAUCGUGGACCUGGAGGUCACUCUGGAGGAGGUGUACUCGGGAAAUUUUGUAGAAGUCAUCAGGAACAAGCCAGUGGCAAGACAGGCACCUGGCAAACGGAAAUGCAACUGCCGGCAGGAGAUGAGGACCACCCAGCUGGGUCCCGGACGUUUCCAGAUGACUCAAGAAGUUGUUUGUGAUGAAUGUCCAAAUGUCAAGCUUGUGAACGAGGAGAGAACGCUGGAAGUGGAGAUAGAGCCGGGUGUGAGGGAUGGCAUGGAGUAUCCCUUCAUUGGGGAAGGUGAGCCCCAUGUGGAUGGGGAGCCAGGAGAUCUGCGCUUCCGAAUCAAAGUACUGAAGCACCCAGUCUUUGAAAGAAGAGGAGAUGACUUGUAUACAAAUGUGACAAUCUCGCUGGUCGAGGCACUUACAGGCUUUGAAAUGGACAUUGCCCACUUGGAUGGGCACAAGGUUCACAUUGCUCGAGAUAAAAUUACAAAACCUGGGGCCAAGCUCUGGAAGAAAGGAGAAGGUCUCCCAAGCUUUGAUAACAACAACAUCAAAGGCUCCCUGAUCAUCACCUUUGAUGUGGAGUUCCCCAGGGAGCAGCUGACAGGCGAGCAGCGGGAAGGUCUCAAACAGCUGCUGAAGCAAAGCUCGGUGCAGAAGGUGUACAACGGCUUGCAGGGCUAUUGAUGUGUGGCCAAAAUGGGACUUGAGUGAAAAAGGAAAAGUUCCUUUGGUUGCAGUCUGGAGCCCACUGG
Molecule: messenger RNA, 1145 nt
Organism: Indicator indicator
Lineage: Eukaryota; Metazoa; Chordata; Aves; Piciformes; Indicatoridae
Gene: DNAJB11
Product: DnaJ heat shock protein family (Hsp40) member B11
Exons: 10
Coding region: 1-1077 (358 amino acids)
Biological process (GO): protein maturation; protein folding
Cellular component (GO): endoplasmic reticulum
Molecular function (GO): misfolded protein binding
Source: RefSeq, a predicted model, not a curated record